Messenger RNA from Adineta ricciae, 1755 nucleotides. Lineage: Eukaryota; Metazoa; Rotifera; Eurotatoria; Adinetida; Adinetidae. The record is from the annotation of a GenBank genome assembly.
AUGAUUUAUUCUCGUACAGUUAUUCUAUCAAUACGUAGAAGUGUCUCUCAUUUGAAAUUCUCAUUUCGUUUUUCAUCAACAACAUCACGACCUAUCUAUUAUGAACCAGUUUCUCGUUAUGCCAACCGUGUUGCCUUAAUUGAUCAUUCAUCGUCAUAUACAUACGGUCAACUGUAUUCUCUUUCACGACAACUUUCGCGUCGUCUUGUUCCACUUUGUCAACAGCAAAAGUCAACAGACGAUACUUCAACUAGACAUCACGUUCAGUUUGGCAUUCUCUGUCCGAAUGAUGCAUCAUUUAUUGUUGCAAUGUGGGCAUCAUGGAUGGCCGGCGCUACGGUUGUUCCACUAUCGUCCCAUCACCCACCUUCAUCACUGGCAUACUUCCUAACUGAUGCCCAGUGUCGAGGAGUUAUUGUUGGUAGUGAUGCAAAUAAUGAAUUAAUUAAGACGACAUUAAAAGGUAAUGCACAAAUUGAUCUACCGAUCAUUAAUAUAACGAAAAAGAAUUUGUCAACGGCGUCAUUGAAUGAGGACAUUAGUGACGAUCUUCUAUUAACGACGACAAAUAUCGAUCGAACGCAACGAUCAAACGCUCUGAUAAUAUAUACAAGUGGAACAAGUGGAAAACCAAAAGGGUGUGUGCUAACAUUCGACACUGUUCAAGCACAUGUUGAUUCGAUGAUUAAAGCAUGGCGAUGGACGAAAGAUGAUGUCAUAUUACAUGUCCUCCCUCUUCAUCAUGUACAUGGCUUGAUAAAUGCAUUGUUAACUCCACUUUACAUUGGUGCUACGAUUCUUAUGUUGCCAAAUUUUGACGCGUCAAAGGCGUGGGAACAUUUAGUUCAUCCUGGUUUUGAACAACAUGUUACCGUUUUUACUGCUGUCCCAACAAUCUAUUCCAAACUUAUCAAAGAUUAUGAAACUAAAUUAGCAUCACGUCCACAAACGAGAGAUUUCGUUCGAGAUCAAUGUUCACAUAUGAUUCGUUUGAUGAUGUCGGGCUCCGCAGCGUUACCGGAAAGUAUUCAGCAACGAUGGUAUGAAAUAACAGGACACACUCUUCUUGAACGGUAUGGAAUGACAGAAUGUGGUAUGGCGUUAACAAAUCCAUUAAAUGGAGAGAGAAUAUCAGGUACUGUUGGUCGACCGAUGCCUGGCGUUACUAUUCGAAUUGUCAAAGAAAAUCCCUCAUCGCCGCAGGGUUAUGACACAUUAGUAGAAGCUGAUAGUGAUAAUACCAAAGUUGAAGCUUCGAGUAAAGAAGAACCGAUUGAAGGUGAACUAUUGAUUCAAAGCCCAACUCUAUUCAAAGAAUAUUGGCGUAAAAGAAAUGAAACUCGUGCAACUUUCACAGCCGACGGCAGUUUUUUCAAAACCGGUGAUAUUUGUCGGUAUAUUCCUGGAAAAAACGUUUUUGCAAUUCGUGGUCGUCAAUCUAUGGAUAUCAUCAAACGUGCUGGGUAUAAAAUAUCCGCCUUAGAUAUCGAACGUGUUCUACUAGAUAACAAAAACAUUUCCGAAUGUUCUGUUGUCGGUAUUGAUGAUUCAACUCUAGGUCAAAAAAUUGUUGCUGUCGUCGUGCCGAAAUCUCCGAAUAAGACGGACGAAUUAACAACUGAUAAAAUACGUCAAUACUCAAAACAAUCUUUACCAAGUUACUCAUUGCCAGACUCCGUCGCCAUCCUCGAACAGAUUCCUCGAAACGCUAUGGGGAAAGUUAAUAAGAAAGAACUUGCCCGUUUAAUAGUUUAG